Molecule: messenger RNA, 1127 nt
Organism: Arachis ipaensis
Lineage: Eukaryota; Viridiplantae; Streptophyta; Magnoliopsida; Fabales; Fabaceae
Source: RefSeq, a predicted model, not a curated record
AACGUGCAACAAUCUAUAAAAUGGAUAUAGAGGCUAGUUGCCUUGUUUCAUUCAUCAGAUCCGAAUUCGUCAUAACACAAGCAGUGAACAAGUGAUGAGCAGCUUAAUUAAGAGAACAAGACAAAUUAAAGACUUAGGAAGAGGAGGAAUGGAUAGACAGCAAGUGGUCCUCCACAUGAACCCUGGCAUGGGAGAUAAUAGCUAUGCUCAUAACUCUAUCAUUCAGAAAAGGGUGAUGAGGGAGGCAAAGCCCAUAGUAGAAGAGAGUAUGAUGAGGUUAUAUACUAUUAUUCCUAUUCAUUGCUUUAAGGUGGCUGAUUUAGGAUGUUCUUCAGGACCAAAUGCUCUUCAGUUGGUAUCUAAUGUCAUCGACAUUGUUGAUUGCUCAAGUUCUAACUUGAAUCUCAAACCACCGGUUUUUCAAUUCUUCUUGAAUGAUCUAUUUGGGAAUGAUUUCAAUAGCAUCUUUAAAUCACUCCCUCAAUUCUCGGAAAUCAUAGAAGAAAAGAAGGGACAGAAAUGUGGUGGAUGUUUUAUUAAUGCAACUCCAGGGACAUUCUACAAGAGGCUAUUUCCCAACAAUUUCUCGCACUUUGUUCAUUCCUCUUUUAGUCUUCAUUGGCUUUCUCAGAAUUUGAUCGAAGAGACAAAAUUGGAGUCCUUUAAUUUACCAUUGUAUGACCCAACAAUAGAGGAAGCUAAAGAAGUAAUUGAGGAAGAAGGAUGUUUCACUCUUCAAAGGCUAGAAUCUGUGAUAAUGGGUUGGGAUGGAAACAUAAACGAAGGUGUUGAUGACAAGAAUAAACUUGAUCUAAAUAUGAGGGCAGAGUUUAUAACGAAACAACAAAGAGCUGCUUUAGAACCACUUUUGAAGGCACAAUUUGGAGAAAAUGUGAUGGACGAAUUGUUUGUCAGGUUUAAGAAUAAAGUUGUCGAAUUGAUGGAGGAAAAGAUAUUGGAAUUUCCUACUCUCAUAAUCUCGCUAAUUAAGAAGGCUUGAAGGGAUGAAGUACCAUAAAAUUACUAUAUUUUUAUUGAAUGUUUUUUUUCCUUCUUUAGAAUGCCUCUUAUGCACUAUAUAGCCAAUAAAUAUAAUAUUAUUGGAUAAAUAUACAUAAAUUUUGAAG